This is a messenger RNA of Dictyostelium purpureum, 4435 nucleotides long. RefSeq lists its product as uncharacterized. Gene Ontology annotation, molecular function: histone binding. Lineage: Eukaryota; Evosea; Eumycetozoa; Dictyosteliales; Dictyosteliaceae. Bases 1 to 4368 code for a protein of 1455 amino acids. Gene Ontology annotation, cellular component: condensed chromosome, centromeric region; nucleus. Gene Ontology annotation, biological process: meiotic chromosome condensation; mitotic cell cycle; mitotic chromosome condensation. The transcript has 3 exons. The record is from RefSeq and is a predicted model, not a curated record.
AUGUUAGAAUUUCAAAUACCUAUUCACUUUGAAGAUAUAUCUUUAGUAUCAAAUGAUAAAUAUACAUGUUUAUUAUACAGAAACUCAAUUAAAAUGUACAUGUAUUUUAUUGAACAUUAUAUUUCUUAUCAAAUUGCAAAUCAUUCAAAUAGCGGCACAACAGCACCAACAAUAACAAAUGCAAUUGAAAAUAGUGAAGAAGAUGAGAUUAUUAAAUCAAAAAAACCAAGUAGAUCAAAAAAAUCAACUUCCACUGUGACAUCAAAAUCUAAGAAAUCGACUACUAUUGAAUUAUUUGAAAAGGACGAAGAUAAAAUAUUAAUUUUGACCAGUAUAAUCAAUUUAUUAGAAUUAAAUCUAUCACAAAUAUGGAGACUGGAGUACCCAGAAGAAGAGUUUAUCAAUUUAAUAUCAAAGAUUGCCUAUGGAAUGUUUGAACAAAUCCAUAAUUUGCGUAAUAAGGGUAUAAAGAAUUUAAUUUUUCAAAUUUUAGCAAUAUUAAUUUUAAAGUACAAUCACUCAUUCAACUUUACUGGUAAAAUCAUCAACUUGUUGCAUACCAAUGAAGCAUUGUCAAUUCAUUGUGCUGAUCUUUAUAAAUUUAUUCAACAAUUCCAUAGACGUCAACAACGUAAUGAAAAACUUCAAAGGAUUCAAAAUGGUCAACCAUCUCAGAUGACAAUUGAAAAGAACAAAUCUACAUUUUUAAUCUCUGAUGUAAUUAGGGAGAUUGGUAAACAAAAAGAUCAAAGAGAUACCAGCGGUUUUAAAAAUCUGGCAAAGUUUUUAUCAGAGUUAACGGAACGUCUACCCAAGUCAGUUUUACCAUUUAUAAGUUUAUUAGUUGUACAUUUAGAUUCUGAGUCAUAUUUAAUGCGUAAUGCCGUAACCGAGUCUAUUGGUUUUUUAAUUGGAAAAGCAUUAGGUGAAGAUGAAGGCAAUGGAACAAAUAGCGAUAACGAAGAAAAAAAAAUCAAAAAAGAAGAAGAUAGAAAGAAAAAAGAGAAUGACAAACAGGAUUUAUUAAAUAUUUUAUUUGACCGUGUAAGAGAUGUCAAUGGCUAUUGUAGAAGCAGUGUAUUAAAGACCUUAUCACUUUUAGUUGUAAAUAAUUGGGUAUCCUCAAAAGAUCUUUUGAACCAGUAUCUGGAGAUAACUAAAGUUGCAAUUGAAAGAUUAUCAGACAAGAAUGUUCAAGUUAGAAAAAGAGCCAUACUUCUCUUACUGAACCUUUUAGACUCAAAUCCAUACAAUGACAACCUCUCAAUGGAAUUAUUUAAAGAAAAAAAAGAUAGAUUAGACUCAUUAAUCAAUGUCUCCGUUCAAAUUUUAAGAAAACAAAAAGAAAAAGAUCGACAACAACAGAAUGGUUCUAUUGUAAAUGCAGGCGAUGUAGUAUUAUCACAACAAGUCCCAGAAGACGAUGAGUUACCAAACUAUGAAGAAGGGCAGGCUAAACAAGAGUAUCCAACUGAAGAAGACGAAAAACUUGAAGAUGAUUUUGUUUACAGAAAUAUAAAAAUCAAUGGAGAGCAAUUUUUUAAUAUUAUUUCAAAAUUAAGACCAUUUGAAGGAAUCAAAAUUUUUAAACCAGAUCGUUUGCCAUCCUAUGUAUCACAUUUAACUACAUAUCUUAGCCAGUCAAUUAAAUUCAUUAAAAUGAUCAACCAGGCAAUGGACACAAUUUAUCAAUUAAUGGGAAGCACGAGUUCAUUCGAUGUUAUCGAAUCAAUCCAUUUCAUUGAAGUAUCACAUAAAUUUAAAAUCGAUAAAUCAAAAGAAGCAACAAAUAAAAUGUUAUCCCUAAUUUGGAAUAAAGAGCCAUCAAUUAAAGAAGAAUCAAUCAAAGCAUUCAACGAAUUGCUAAUUAACGAACCAAAGAUUAGCGAACCAAAUUCACAUUCUAGAGCUUGUUGGUUAAUAGCAAAAAACUUAAUUGGUCAAACUUUAAGUGCCACUCUUGGCGAAACCACAUCGUUAGAAGAACUAAUCAUUGAAUUUAUGAAAAAGAAAUUGAUAGACCAAGAUGUCAUUAGAGUUUUAUGGGAUAUCUUUUUAAACAAAUCACCCCCAAAGAAUAUUCAAAUUUCCAAAUACGAUAGACGUGGUGCUUUAAUUAUACUUUCAAUGGCAGCUAACGUAGAUUCGACUAUUGUUAAAGAUAAAAUAGAUGCAUUAAUUCACCUUGGCUUAGAAAAUAAAACUGAUGACUAUCUACCGCGUUAUGCAUGCAUUACCUUACAGAAAUUAAGAUCAAAGCAACAACACUCCUCAUCAGCUAAUCCAACAUCAAAAUCAAAUGAACCAACUAUACAACCAAGAUUUAAAAACAAUCAACAUUUAUUUGAACGUUUAGUUUAUUAUAUAACACAACCAUUAAACAAAAUAACAGAUGAUAGUAACGAAAAUAUCAACAACAACAAGUGGUAUAUGUUUACAGAACAAGCUAUAAAUACUAUUUAUAUUUUAUCAGAACAACCAGAUAUUAUUGCAAGUGAUAUUAUUAAAACAAUUUCAAAACAAAUUAAUUUAACCUUAACCAAUGGUGCUCUAAGUGAAAUUGAUUCUUUAACUCUUUCAAGAUUUAUAUUUGUAUUAGGUCAUAUUGCAGUUAAACAAUUAGUUUAUGUCGAAGAGAUUGAAAGCGAAAAGAAAAGAGCCAAAUAUCAACAAUCAUUAAAUGAAAAGCAAAAGGCAACCACAUCAAAGAAAUCAUCACUCGAAAAAGAAUUGGGUACAGAUCAAGCAGAAGCAGAAACUGAAGCAGAGCAAAUCCAACAACAAGCCGAAGCAGAUAUUUUAUCUGAUAACAAUUUAAUUGGUCUAUACAAACCACUGGUAAUAGCAAUUUGUUCAAAUGUAAAUAAUUUAUUCGAUCAAGAAUCACUUCAAACAAGUGCAGUUUUAACACUCUCAAAAUUUAUGAGUGUUGAUCCAAAUUUUUGUGAACAAAAUCUUCAAUUACUUUUUACCCUUUUAGAAACUUGCGAAACAGAAGUUAUUAGAUCAAAUAUUAUUAUUGGUUUGGGUGAUUUAGCAUUUAGAUUCCCAAAUUUAGUUGAACCAUGGACAUCGAAAAUCUAUAGUAGACUUAGAGAUCCUGAUCCAAAAGCAAGAAAAAAUUCAUUAAUGGUUUUAACUCAUUUAAUUUUAAAUGAUAUGAUUAAAGUAAAAGGUCAAAUUAGUGAAAUGGCAAUUUGUUUAGAAGAUCCAGAUUCAAGGAUUUCAGAUAUUGCAAAAUUAUUCUUUACAACAUUAUCAUCAAAAGGCAAUAACCUAUAUAACUCAUUACCAGAUAUUAUCGGAAAAAUAACAAGCAGCAGUAAUAUUACCUCAUCCUCUUCUACACCAUUACCUCAAUCACCACCCAUAAAUCCCACAUCUUCACCCACCUUAUCAAAUAUUUCAAGCACACAAAGUAAUAGUAAUAUUUUACCAAUCCAAAAAGAAUCAAUCAAAAACAUUUUAAAGUAUUUAUUCUCUUUUAUUGAAAAAGAUAAACAGAAUGAAACAUUAAUUGAAAAAUUAAUACUCCGUUUUAAAGUGUCCAAAACAAUAUUCGAAUCUCAAAAUAUUUCAUAUUGCCUUCAACUAUUAAAUUUUAACGAAAAAAGCUUAAAAAAACUAUUGGAACAUUUCAAACUUUAUCAAGACAAGCUGUUUGAUAAUGAAGUAUACAAUAACCUUUUGUUAGUGAUUAGUAAAACCAAAAAACAUCAAACCUUUUCGAAAUCAAACGAAAUUAAACAAAUUUUAGACGAGUUAGAAAAUAAAAUCGAAUCAACAAGAAAUCAGACAAAUAACCCUGGUGAAGAUAGUAUGGAACAAGAUAUUGCAAAACCAACUCCCUCAAAACCCUCAAAAAAAGCACCUGCCAAAAAGAAAGUUUCAGCAAAAGCAUCUUCAAAAACCCCAACUAAAAAAACAAUAAAUAAAAAGAAUGACAGUAGCGAAGAACACAGUGAAUCGGGUCAAUCUGAAAGCGACAAAAUGGAUAUUUCUUCAGACGAAGGAAUAAGUACAAAAAAAACAAUAACCACACCAAGAAUGCCAACUAGACAAGUUAAAACCCCAAUUAGAAAACAAAUUAAAAAAAUUGAAUCAAGUAGUGAAGAUGACAAUAGUGAAAGUGAAAGUGAAAGCGAAAGUGACAAUAGAGAAAGUAUCAAUAGCGAAAGUGAUUCGGAUUCGACAUCAGAAACAAUUAAAAAAUCAAUUAAAAAACCAGUUUCAAAAAAGCCACCCGCUUCAAAAAAACCACCUGCCCCAAAAAAGCCUGCCGCAAAAAGAUUAAGAAAAAUUCAACAAUCAGAAUCUGAUUCUGAUUCUGAAUCUAAUGAAUCUGAUUCAUUUGAAACUGAUGAUUAAAUUAUUAAACACUAUAAAAACAAAAAUUAAAAUGUAAAUAAAUGUAUACCCCCAAAUUUUUUAAUUU